UUAUAGGGCUUAUUCACGUGACGUCAUCACCCCUUCCCUCCGUGCGCCUCCAUCUUGGUGUACCACCAGUCCCGGUGAAGAUUCUCGGUGUCCGAAGGUCUCUAACUCCGAGGAAAGUGAAGUCGUUUGCACGCUGUUUGACUAUGCAAAGAGCUCCCUACCUCAAGUCAUAUUUUCGCUACAAAAAUCGGAUAGAAAUUAUCCAUAUUUCAUCAAUGAGGGAAAGUUUUCGGAGAUCCAGUCUACUUUACGGACACGGCAACAGUGACGGGGUGACAGCGGAGUCCAUCGAUCUUGUCUUUGUUAUUUUGUUCUGUGAAAGACUUUCUGCACACUCAGUUAAAAACGUACCAGACUUACAACAACUUGAUGAAAAAUCCUUGCGACAACGUAGUAUCUGGACAAAUACUGGAGUGUAGGAUGAGAUUUAGUUGAUAGAAGUAACGUUACGUAGUGAUCAGGAAAGUUCGACAUUCAGAAGUUGGACGACCACAGGAUAGUAUCCUGUGCCGCGGUUUUUGUUCACACACAGUCAGCAUCUUGUACUCUUUGUUUUUUUCAUGGAAAUUCAUCAAAGAACUAGGGGACAUGCUCCUGCUGUCAUUUAUGGACUCCGCUGUUUGUUUUCGGAAUUUCCCUUCGUAUUUUCAUUCCCGCACGGCUUUCCUAGAGAAUCGCGAAGCAAAUCUUACUGUUACCCAAUCUGUGUGCGCUUUACCAGUGCAGAACCAACAUCCCACGUCAAGACAAAGCACUGUGAUUGUGAAACUAAACGUUUUGAACGGAAAUGGUGCAUUGCUUGGGAAAUAUUUACAAUUUCUACGGCGAGUUGCAUAGGGCCCCACUGUAGGCGGGCUGACUGUGGUACACCAAAAUGGCCGACUUCGCUCGUUGCCAGGGGGAGGAUCACGUGACUGAAUAAGCCCUAUACGGCUCCACCACCGUUCAGGUCUCCAGGAUGACGUCCUACACCAUGACGGGAGACACCCGCGAGGGCCGCCCCGUGUACUACAGCAACGCCACCUGCGACUUCCUGUAUUACAGGGGUGACAGCUUUCUGGGGUGGUGUGUGGGGCCGGAUUUUGGGCGCCGGGGUGUCUACGUCAAGGACUCCCACCUCUACGCCGACGAGAUCAACGGGGCCUUCUUUCUGAUGAACAAUGGACAGUGGAUAGAGAACACGGAUGUGAAGAUCGCCUGUUAUGAUGACGUUCCAGCUGAUGCUGUAAUUCCACAACCGGUAAGCAGCACUAUAGAAUGUACGAGGGUCAGUCUGCAUGGUGACGCCACCUACCAACCUUCCCGUAUGACAACCUACACCAGGACAAGCCAGACCAGCGGCGGCAGGCCUGUCUACGUUAGCGACAGGGACAGCCGAGCCUUUCUCUUCUUCGUCGCAGAUAGAUACAAUCAGUGGUUGGUCGGGAGCACGAUCGGGCAAGCCAAUGGCGGCGUUUACGUCAGCGAUUGUGCCAUGACACCGGACCAGACUAGGCCAGUGUGGGAGCUGUGGGACGGGAGCCAAUGGCGGUUCGUCCCGUCGGUCCAUGCAACCUGCGUCGCGUUUCCAUCUCAACAAACUACUGAGAUACCAACGACGCCGAGACAUGCAACAACUCCAACCAACACUACGGUACGUUCACAGAACACAGCCACAAAGAUGUCGUUUUCUACCCAGCCGACACAACGAUCAACUCAUCCAGGAACUACGGUUUCGCAGGACGCCACACGUGCACAGACCACAUCCACACAGAUGCCUUCUUCUGUCCAGCCGACACAACGGUCAAUUCAUCCAGGAACUACGGUUUCUCAGCACGCCAAACGUACACAGACCACAUCCACGCCGAUGUCGUCUUCUACCCAGCCGACACGACGGUCAACUCAUCCAGGAACUACGGUUUCUCACAACGCCACUAUCCGGACAACAGCACUAUCAGCUCCUAAGAAGUGGCGUGAUGACUGGCGUUGCGGGCAGGGCUACCCUGCUGAAGACGGUAACCCUGCUGAAUGCGACCAUGGCGGGAUAUACCCAUGCUGCUCCCCGGGAAACUGGUGCGGCAACACUGCAGACCACUGUGACUGUGCGGACUGUGUCGACUACAGAAACACUGGCUGUGAAAUAUCGGGCUACGCUAGUUUCAAGGGAGUCUGCUACAAGGACUUCCCUGAACGGAUGACGUACGCCCAGGCCAGACAGAGGUGUGCCGCGGACGGGGCGAUGUUAGCCAUGCCGAAAAACAGAGAGAUCAACGCUUUUAUCGACGGUGUGAGUAGGGAGAUGUGGUCGACACGCUGGAUCGGCUUAACUGACGCCGACAGAGAAGGGCGAUGGGUAUUUGAGGACGGUAUAAGUUUAGCGUCAACAGGUUAUUCCAACUGGUUCUACGGUGAACCCGACAAUUUUGGCAACAGAGAAGAAGAUUGUGCCCAGAAACAACGCUCUUGGUUCCGGGCUGUAGUUGCAUGGGCUGAUGUUGCGUGUGGUGAGACCUCGGGGUUCGUCUGUCAGAUAGCAGAUACGACAGUGCCGCCCACCACCACCAUGCAGCCGCCAGCCACAAACGCCCUGACGUCUGAAACUUCAACUGCACAGGUCUCUGGAAAUCAGGGAGGUACGCAGGGGAUUUCCUGUGGACAGACCACUUUACUGGCCGGAUCCGGAUAUGUGACGUCACCUAACUAUCCGGACCUCUACCCCGACAACAUCGACUGUACCUACCACAUCGCCGCUACUCCCGGGAAGAUAGUCCUGAUCCGAUUCAUUGACGAGUUCGAGUUUGAGAGCGUGGACGAUGCGUGCAUCACGGUGGUGCUGGACGGCAGCGAGACCCUCGGGACGUACUGUAGCAGUCGGGAGCCUCCAAGCGCCAUCACUGGUACCACUGUGGAUGUCAGGCUCAGAACCGACUUCUCCAUCAGUCGCAGGGGCUUUCGGCUGCGCUAUGACGCUGUCGAGCCAGACUCGGCGUUGGACCUUCCAGAGACGCUUUCGACCUGCGAGGCCAUGAGUACGGUCACUGUGUCCGGCGUCAAGGGGACCCUGACGUCACCCAUGUUCCCUGACAACUACCUUGACGACCUCUCCUGCUCCUGGACCUUUCUAGCGCCGCAAGACAAGUUCGUGGAGGUCCGUUUCCUGACCUUGAACGUGGAGGACUUUCCCAAUUGCAGAUACGACCAGGUGUUCGUGCUCAUCGAGGGUGUAGAGACCAGCGACGGGCCUUAUUGCACUUUCAACCCGCCCUCCGGGGCGUUCUACGGCAAGAGAGUCACCGUCAAGUUCAUCACCGACAGCAGCGUGGCGGAACAGGGGUUCGAGAUGACGUACCAGAGCGUUGAAGGAGUCGCCUCGGGCACAUGCACCAACAAAGACUUGGUGAUCUGUGGUGAUAAACGCUGCAUCCCCUCCCUCUGGAGAUGUGACGAUGUCAGGGACUGCGACGACGGGGCUGACGAGAGGGACUGUCCGUUUCAACCUCACCAAACUACUGCAACAUCUGCAACCAACACCACGGUACGUUCACAGACCACAGCAACACAGAUGUCGUCUUCUACCCAGCCGACACAGCGGCCAACUGAUCCAGGACCUACUGCUUCUCACAACACCACCAACCAGACGACAAGCCUAGAAGAAGGGAAGACUACCAAAUCUCCCGGUAUGUGGUACAGCAAGCUGUUCAGCCUAGCACGGGUUCACCUGUGCUGUACUGCAGGCAUCAUCGGCAUGGGCAGCAUGUGGCUGUGUUACUAUGGUUACAGACGCAAAUACCAACAUGGACGAAAAGUGGCUCCGCUAGAGUGAGAUGAAGAAGAACCACGAGGCAAAUGUGACAGAACGAGCUCGAGCAAAAUAUCUUCAAAGACGAGCUAGCAUGUUGAAUUGUGUAGACAGUUAUUACUAUUAGAUGAUGUCCAACAUCAGUUUGAUGGGCUGGUCGUCCUUUUACAUGGCAGAUAUUUAGUAGUCAUGGGGGGCUGCCGCUUCUAGGAAAAAGGUUUUUGUGUCAAAGUUUGCUGAGCUCCAUUGUAGGUUAUCACAUAUGUCUGACAUCGUGUUAUACUAGGCUGAAUAUAAAGAUAUAGACACUUUUUAGAGCUUGGUCUUUUAUCCCACGAUCGAUGAUUGUACGAGGAUUAGAUGGUAAAAGCUGUUUAUCUUGUUUUGAGUGAAAAGUAGUGAAUAUCGUUAAGUGUGUUGCCAUUUCCCAAUGCUUAAAGCUAAGUGCAUUAGUACUUAUGGGUUUUACACCUUUAACAGGCCGAUGUGACGUCGAUCGUUUGAUCUAAUAUAUGUACUCGUGUGUACAACAACAAUGGAUAAAUUCACGGGAUAUUAUCUAUCUAGUUUCAGCAUCACUUUACAAUAAACUCUGUUAUGCACA
Branchiostoma floridae (Florida lancelet) is the source of this 4382-nucleotide messenger RNA. RefSeq lists its product as uncharacterized. The transcript has 13 exons. Bases 959 to 3802 code for a protein of 947 amino acids. The record is from RefSeq and is a predicted model, not a curated record. NCBI's taxonomy places the organism in Eukaryota, Metazoa, Chordata, Leptocardii, Amphioxiformes, Branchiostomatidae. Gene Ontology annotation, molecular function: protein binding.